UGACAUCUUUAAAGUGAUCCCUCCUUGUAGCGUGUGACGCAUUAGCACUGUUUUAUUUUUUAUGUUUAGUUUAUAAAGAUAAUUUAUUUAUGAAUAGUUUAGAACAAAAAAAAAAAAACGCUGACUUCUUUUAUCAAGAUCCAGCCCAGUGAAAGUUCACUGACUUGACCAACAUGAAGGAAGAAAUCGCCGCCGCCGUGUUCUUCGUGGCCCGUCUGGUUAAACGGUACGGAUGUCUGGAUAAGGACAGCCGGGAUCGCUUCGCCGCCGCGCUCACGUCUGCUUUGUUGGAGAGCUACAAAAACCACUGGCACCCGAACGCACCAACCAAAGGGCAGGCUUACAGGUGUCUACGUAUGAACCGCGUGCAGCUGCAAGACCUCGUGUUGCAGAAGGCGUGCGACAGAAGCGUGGUUCGCUACGAGGACCUGGGCCUCCCUGAGGAACUGACCUUGUGGGUCGACCCUGGCGAGGUUUCGUGCAGGUAUGGCGAACACAGUGCCCCAUUCUCCAUCUCAGCGGUGGGCGGAUGCGGGCGGCGACCGGGUGGCGAGUUUUCCCGCCGCGUCCACGAUGCCGUGGAGCGCGCCAGCCUCGGUGUGGCCUCGGGCAGUUCUUCGGAAGAGGAGGAAGAUGGCGAGGAUGAUGACGGCAGCAGCAGUGGCAGCAGCGUCCUGUCUGCCCUGUGCCCCCCGGCCAACCCUGAACCCAAGACCAUCCCCACCGUCAACAACCCCAAUAGCGUCUACAGGUUCAGCGAGUUUUCUCUCGGCGCCCCCAAGACGUGGCUCAUGUACCCAAAGAGGAAGGCAUUCAUCGGGGAUGUUUUCCAGCCUCCCGCCCCUCCUCCUCCUCCUGGAGGUCCCGCACAGCAGCUCUCUGGCCAGAAGGGCGUCAACCCCUACCGGUCCACUUUCACGUUCAGUGGCCCCCGUGUGGACAAGUACCACUGGGUCAGCAAAUACCGGUCCUAGAACCCACUCCAAGUUUGGACCCAGACCAACGGGACGAGGACGUCUUUGAAGUAUGAAUUUAGUCCUAUUAUAUGUGCGUGAUUUAAAAAGUUUUUUUUUUUCUCUCUCUUUUAACUUCUUGACACGUCUUUUUUUAAAUGUAAAUGUGUUUUUUAACUUGCUCACUUGUCAAUAAAGUAACAUUGAACUGUGGCUGAAAAGAAAUAAAAAAUGUGUGCAAUCUUCAAA
Messenger RNA from Nerophis lumbriciformis (worm pipefish), 1202 nucleotides. RefSeq names its product maternal B9.10 protein-like. Lineage: Eukaryota; Metazoa; Chordata; Actinopteri; Syngnathiformes; Syngnathidae. Gene Ontology annotation, cellular component: nucleus; cytoplasm. The record is from RefSeq and is a predicted model, not a curated record.